Messenger RNA from Anopheles darlingi, 1466 nucleotides. RefSeq lists its product as uncharacterized. The transcript is spliced from 3 exons. Lineage: Eukaryota; Metazoa; Arthropoda; Insecta; Diptera; Culicidae. The coding region runs from base 382 to 1062 and encodes 226 amino acids. The record is from RefSeq and is a predicted model, not a curated record.
CUGCGACGACGACUUUGUCUGCAGAUUGAAAAUGUGUCAAUGAACACAGUCUUUGGACGAUCGCGAGAUCCUCGUGGCACGGCUCACGAUGUUCAGUUCCCUCCCAACCGCCCCCCGGUGCCUUUUCUUCUCACUUUCUAUCCGCCGAGUUCGAUGACAAUAUGUUUGGUGGGAUUUCUCCCGUGAAGAUGAAAUAACAAUGAUCUGAUCGCAGACAAUCGUCACCAAAGGACGUUUAUGCGGUGUACCAGAAGGAAACGUAAAAUGCGCUACCUAUGCUAGUGAUAGUUGGUGUUAGAUGAGAAUUACACAUCCAUCUUUUUGAGAUAUAUCCGUUGCAACAAAGUAAAAUUGUGUUAAUAUAGUGUGUGAGCUUCAAAGAUGAGCCUGAAAACGCGUAGCAUCGUGUUUGUGACAUUUUUCACCAGCUGCCUUAUGGUGGGGCUGCUGGUGGCCGGUCUUACCACCAACCACUGGAUACAGGGCUCGGCAAAGCGCAACAACUUCACCGAAUCCAUUGGGCAGAUUAACUUUGGUCUGUUUUCCGGCCACCGGCACCUAAACGUGGGCUUUGGAUGGCGUGACUACAAGAUCGAUGUUCCCUCUAUGAUUCGUGACGAGCCGGAAGUGAUGAGCUACUGGCUUUGGCUCGGUGCCGCACUCGGUACCGGCUUGGGCGUACUGGGAGGUGUCAUCGGUGCAAUCGGGGCGGUACUCAAGUCGGCUUCGGCAUCCAAGAAAACCGGCACUAUGGUGGUACUAUUUGUCAGCAAUCUGCUAUCGGGCAUCUCGCAAACGAUCGCCUUCGUCUGCUGGUUGCUGCAGUUCUACAAUUACCUCACGCACAAUGUGCUUCUGAUGGAGGAUCGUAACAACAACUGGUACAGCACUGGGCUAACGAUGCUAGGGCACAGCUUCUACUUUGUUGCUGGUGGCAUGGCGUUGGUAGUAGUGAACCUCAUACUGCUCGUAGUGGCCACGCGGCUGGAGCAUAGGGAGCGGAACAAAUUCUCUCACCCCGUUACAGACGAUAAGACGCAGGGCGCUAUAAUGCUGUAUUAGGCGUUAAGUUACUUCUGCUAUAUCAGCAUUUUCCUUCCAUCCUUCUUUAAUACUCAAUUUUAUUCCAUUUUAUUCUGCCGUUACUUAUGCGCCAAUCUACUUUCAUGGAAGUUGUGAUUCAGCAUCUCUUUUAUAUAACUUUUAUAGCUGUAGGACAUAAAAGUGGUUUAGAAAUCACGCCAUAAGCUGAACUAAAGAAGAAGAUUCGUAGAAUGCGCCACCAAUACGCGUAUUCUGACUGUAGGUGCAUUCGGUUUUAACCAUUUUAACUUAAUUUUACAUUAUGAACCCUACGCUAGGGUAUCGAAGGAAUUACCAUACUAAGUUAAAUUAAUAUACUUUCUUACUGUUAAGUGAAAGUGCGCCUGUAUGAAACAACGGAACAAUAAAUGAAUUGUAUGGAA